UGACACCUGUUUGAACUAUCUCUCUCUCUCUCUCCAAAGGGCGGUAUGGAGAGAGGUCCUAGCAGCAGCCAGGUGUGGAACCCCUCCUCUGUUAUCUGUAUGGACAGAGCAGAGCCCCCCCUGUUGACCUGGUGGUCCACCUGCAGGUGUGGGAUGGGGAGAGGAGGAAAACACCAGUCCACUGUUAUCUGUAUGGACAGAGCAGAGCCCCCCCUGUUGACCUGGUGGUCCACCUGCAGGUCUGGGAUGGGGAGAGGAGGAAAACACCAGUCCACUGGAGAGGAGUGGCACACCAUACAGGACCCUCGGCUGUUUCAAGGUCGAUGCCUGACUUACUGGCUACAGGCGUGUGACUGACAGCUCGACUGUCGGCGGCAUGCUCUCGCGCUGUCCUGCUGUCAGUCACUCUGGAGAUGGGUUCUGCGCCAAGGCGACCGGAGCAGCAACAGCGGAAAGGAAGACUCUCUCAUCCCCAGCUGUUCUAGAGGUGUGGGUGUGACCGGUGCCCGACCCAGUGGUCCCCGACCAGAGACAUGAGUGUGGUCCGAGACCCACAGGGGGCGUACAGGGGGGUGGUAGGGGGCGACCAUCUGGGGGGUCUAGGGGUGGGGAUGGGGGUGGACCCCCACAGCCACUUCACAGAGCACGCCCCUCGACCCCCUGUCCCUGGAGAAGAGGGGGACAACCGUGACCCCCACCACCUCCCCUCCAGCCAUGGAGGCCGCCCCCCCACCCAGUCCACUGCUACCCCCCCCUCCAAAACAGACCCCUCCUUCCGUAGUAGCGAGUCCGCUUCCUCGGCCACCCCCACCCCCAGGCGGCCGGACCUGGACUUAGGGUACGAGCCUGAGGGCAGCGCCUCCCCCACGCCUCCCUACCUGAAGUGGGCGGAGUCGCUCCACUCUCUCCUGGAUGACCAAGAGGGCAUCCAGCUGUUCAGGGGCUUCCUGAGACAGGAGGGCUGUGGGGACCAGCUGGACUUCUGGUUCGCCUGCUCUGGAUUCAGGAAGAGCAGCCAGGAGAAGAGGCCCAAGCUGGCCAAGGCCAUUUACAGGAAGUAUAUCCAGGAUAGUAAUGGCAUCGUGUCGAGGCAGAUUAAACCAGCUACUAAGAGCUUCAUCAGAGACUGUGUGGUUCGACUGCAUCUGGACCCUGCCAUGUUCCAACAGGCCCAGACGGAGAUCCAGAGCACUAUGGAGGAGAACACCUACCCUCUGUUCCUGAAGUCAGACAGCUACCUGGAGUACACCCAGACAGGGGAGGAGAGCCCCAAACCACCCAGCGACCACAGCUCCUCAUCGGGUCCUGGGCAGCCUGGCUACCUGCCCACCCUCACAGAAGACGUAGAGUGGAGGUGCCGGGAGGAGGAGGAGGAAGAGGAGGAGGGAGAAGAGGAGAGCGGGGAUACGCAGGCCAGCAGGCUGACCCAGAGGUUGCUAAUGGAGACGGCUCCUCACAGAGUGUCGACCAAUCGGAGAGCAGGGGAAAGCCGAGAGUACAGACCAUGCAGAGAGCCGGUGGUUAACCCCUACUACGUGAACAUGGGUUCUGCUCGCGCCCCGGCAACCAGCGCUAACGACAGUGAACAGCAGAGCUUGUCCAGCGUCUCCGACGGCGACACACUCUCACUGACCGACAGCAGUGUGGAUGGUGUUCCACCCUACCGGUAUCGUAAACAGCAUCGUAGAGAGAUGCAUGAAAGUGCCAAAGCCAACGGACGCGUGCCCCUACCUCACAUACCUCGUACGUACCGUGUACCAAAGGAUGUCCACGUUGAGCCGGAGAGGUUUGCUGUUGACCUCAUCAGUCGACUGGAGGCAGUUCUGAGAGAGAGAGAAGCACAGGAGAGGCUGGAGGAGAGACUGAAGAGGGUCAGACUGGAGGAGGAGGGUGACGAUGCCGACGUCUCCAUGGUAAACUCCCUCCCCCCCUACGGCAACAAGCCCCUCCCCCCCUCCACCUCGUCCCUCUACCCCCACUACGGGUCCCGUUAUUCAGAGACCUCGUACAACGGUGUUCUGGCGCUACAGGACGCGCACGAGGAGAACCCGGAGGCCAUCUUGGACGAACACGUGCAGAGAGUGAUGGAGACGCCGGGGUGUCAGUCACCAGGCACCGGGAGACAUUCGCCCAAGUCCCGCUCCCCCGACGGAGGGGUGUACCCUCCACCUCACUCUGGGAGAACCCAGUGGCCUCCAGGGGUGAAAGGUCACAAGCCAGGAGCCAAGGGAGGGGACCCAAUGGGGAUGGGAGCAGGUGUGUACCACCACAAGCAUGGCUACCACUACCCCCCAGGGGGCACCAAGCCCAAAGAGCCCCAGAUGGAUGAGGUGGUGCUGGGUGGAGGAGGAGGUGGAGGCUCCAGGACCCAGGGGAGUGGCCUGUGGAACGGGGAGGCCCACCACUACUCUACCGGGAAGGGACGCAACUACGCAGAUGGGGCUGGGACCAUGGACGCAAUGGGCUAUAGCAGUAAGGGCAGCACCCUAUCGAAGCGUGGCUCUAAGAAGGGGGCGGAGCCGACAGGUAAAGGUGAUGAGGGGCGUGUCCAGGAGGCCCAGGUACCGCUGGAGGACCUGGAGAGAAACCACAAGAUACUGCAGUGGAUGAUGGAGGGGGAGGCACUACGACACAAAAAGAACACACACGGGAGUACCACAGGCUCCAGGAAGACCCAGGGGAGUGUGGAGCUGUUGAGACCCAGCUCUGUGGAGCGUCCUGGGGCAGUGCACCCCUGGGUGAGUGCCCAGCUGCGGAACAACGUGCAGCCCUCCCACCCCUUCAUCCAGGACCCCACCAUGCCUCCCAAUCCCGCACCCAACCCCCUCACUCAGCUAGAGGAGGCCCGGAGGAGACUGGAGGAGGAGAGGAGGAGGGCCACCCUGCUGCAGGCUAAACAGAGACAGAAGUCUCUAAGCAGUAAGAAGCAGGGGUCACAGUGUGAGAACGUAACUGUGGCGUACUACUUCUGUGGCGAGCCGAUCCCCUACCGCACCACGGCCAAAGGUCGCGUGGUGACCCUGGGACAGUUCAAGGAGCUACUCACCAAGAAGGGCUUCUACAGGUUCUACUUUAAGAAGGUGAGUGAUGAGUUUGACUGUGGCGUGGUGUUUGAAGAAGUCAAAGAGGACGACGCCGUCCUGCCCAUCUACGAGGAGAAGAUCAUCGGUAAGGUAGAGAAGGUGGACUGAAACAGGAAAUGGAGCCGGGAGGAAGUAGGAGGUGGAGGAAGGAACAAUGACGCAUAGAAAAGACUGAAUCGGAUGAAGAGGAGGUGGAGAGAGUGUUUUUGGAAGAGGAGGAGCGGGGGGGGUUGGGGGUUAAGGAGGGGGGGUGAAGAGGAGGUGGAGAGAGUGCUUUUGGAAGAGGAGGAGCGGGAGGGGGUGUAAAGGAGGGGGGGGAAGGAUGAGACAGAAGAAUGGAAUGGUCCAGAAUGUCACUGCCUCCUGGUUCCAGCGUAGAGGAACAGGCGUUUGGAAAGGAGGAUGAGACAGAAGAAUGGAGGGAUGAACAGGGUGAAAAGCCAUUCUAAACAGUCUUCCUGCUCUGGGGGAGGAGUUGUUGUUCUCCUUCCAGAACCAGCUGCUGCUAAGUUGCUAUGGAGACGUCAUGGUGCUCGGAACAGGAUGACGGCUGAGUUCCAUUCCGGAAUCUCACUCCCUUCAGUCCCUAGGCGGCGUCACUGAGGGGGCAGAGGGGAUUUAUGCGGCCCAAAUAGCACCCUAGACCCCAGUGAUCAUCACCUAGAUUCAGCCACAGGCGGAUUUUUUUAUUUCCUUGAGUGGCUGGUCAGGGGACCUGAAUAUCAUUACAUAUCAUUUGUGGAAUGCAAAUUGACUGCAACAAACCAAACAAAGAGAGAAUUUGACUAAAACAUAAUCAUUCCAAACCUUGCUUACAUUUGUAUUCAAUCACAUAUCUAUAUAUUAUGCCUGGGAAUACUUAUGGAAUCCCGAAAUGUAAAAUCAUUUGGAGCUGAGAGACGGUGUUUUUGUGUUCCAAAAUAAAAGCCCUACGGUCCCUGGUCACUAUAGGGGAUAGGCUGCCGUUUGGGACGUGAAACGAUGAGGUGAGGAUUUUCACCGGGAGGCCUUCAUCUCCUCAACACGUAGACCUCAUUAUGACAUCAAUCAUAAUGAGGUCAUAAAGAACCUUCACGCUCCAUCCUGUGAUGUCACCUAGUGAUGUCAAAGCAUUCUGUAUAAACAAACGCGGUUGAAUUAAAACUGCAGCUGUAUAUUGUUUGAUACAACGCUGCGCCUACGGACAUCAAAGGAGAAGUAGUCUGUUUACCUGUAGACGUUAUUACUAUUGUUUUUGGGUGGGUAAUGUACAGGUACUAGUAGGUUUUAACACAUGUACAGGCUGGGGCAAGAGUCCCAAAUGGCAUCCUAUUCCCUUUCUAGUGCACUACUUUUAACCAGAGCCCUUUGGCUAAUGGCACCCUAUUCCCUUUCUAGUGCACUACUUUUA
Molecule: messenger RNA, 4473 nt
Organism: Oncorhynchus kisutch (coho salmon)
Lineage: Eukaryota; Metazoa; Chordata; Actinopteri; Salmoniformes; Salmonidae
Product: axin-1-like
Biological process (GO): cell development; positive regulation of proteasomal ubiquitin-dependent protein catabolic process; positive regulation of protein kinase activity
Cellular component (GO): beta-catenin destruction complex; nucleus; plasma membrane
Molecular function (GO): ubiquitin protein ligase binding; protein kinase binding; identical protein binding
Source: RefSeq, a predicted model, not a curated record